Molecule: messenger RNA, 3506 nt
Organism: Cydia pomonella (codling moth)
Lineage: Eukaryota; Metazoa; Arthropoda; Insecta; Lepidoptera; Tortricidae
Exons: 21
Coding region: 140-3436 (1098 amino acids)
Molecular function (GO): oxidoreductase activity, acting on paired donors, with incorporation or reduction of molecular oxygen; iron ion binding; monooxygenase activity
Source: RefSeq, a predicted model, not a curated record
CAAACCUGUCUGGAUGAUACAACAUCAAGAAUGAGACUGCACAGCCAGUUUACUUCCAACCCGACGUGUGUUUCAACGUGCUUUUAAUAAUUUUACACAACAUAUGUUUACUACCACUGUGUUGUACGGAUAAUAAGCAAUGGUCUUCAUUUACCUCCUUAUUGGUGCCUUCGUCGCGCUUGGCGCCUGGCUCUACCGUAACUACACCACGUUGUCCCACCAUGGCAUCAAGCAUGGCCCCUUUGUCCCGCUGCUGGGAGACAUGGCUGGCGUGACGUUCCUGAAGGAGCACAUGACUGAUGUCGUCAUGCGCGUUUAUGACAGCUUCCCCAAUGAGAGGUUGGUGGGUCGCUACGAGUUCCUGACUCCCUACGUCAUAGUGAAAGACCCUGAACUGUUGAAGAGGAUCACCGUCAAAGACUUCGACCACUUCGUUGACCGAAGGAUUAUUGUUGACGCCAAGGCUGAACCUAUGUUUGGCAGAAAUCUUGUUUCUUUGAGAGGUGACGAAUGGAAGGACAUGCGCUCCGCCCUCAGCCCAGCAUUCACCAGCUCUAAGAUCAGACUGAUGGUGCCAUUCAUGGUACAAGUCGGGGACCAGAUGAUAAGGGCUCUAAAGACCAAGAUCGAACAGUCUCAAGUUGACUACAUCGAUCUUGAGGCUAAAGACUUGACAACGCGCUACGCCAACGAUGUGAUAGCUACCUGUGCCUUCGGUCUCGAUGUCAACUCGCAACAUGAAGAGAACGAGUUCUACAAAAUGAGCAAGGAACUCACUAAUUUGACUUUUGAAACUAAGAUGAGGUUCCUGGGAUAUAGGAUUGUGCCUUGGAUUAUGUCUGCGUUUCAGUUGGCAGUAUUCCCUGCGAAGGUGACAGAAUUCUUCUCAAAUGUAGUACUUGGAGCCAUGAAACAACGCGAGGAGCAGCACAUCCACCGCCCUGACAUGAUUCAUCUUCUGAUGGAAGCUAAAAAAGGAAAACUGGCACAUGACACAAAGACUACACAAGACGAUCACGCUGGAUUUGCUACAGUAGAGGAGUCUGACGUUGGCAAAGUUAAAAACAAAACUGUGUGGUCCGACAUGGAUCUCGUCGCUCAGGCGGUGAUUUUCCUUUUCGCUGGGUACGACACUGUUUCCACGACCAUGUCGUUCCUUCUAUACGAGCUGGCCGUCAACCCUGAAUGCCAGGAGAGGCUACUACAAGAGGUUCGGGAGAAUGAGAAGAAAAACAACGGGAAGUUUGACUAUAAUUCAGUGCAGCAUAUGACGUAUUUGGACAUGGUCGUAUCAGAGGUUCUUCGUAAAUGGCCAGCAGCUCCAGUAGUGGACCGGCUUUGUGUCAAAGACUACAAUCUGGGUAAACCCAACGAUAAAACCACCAAAGAUGUUAUCCUUCGUAAAGGAGAAUCAGUACAAAUACCGCUCUGGGCAUACCAUCGAGACCCCAAAUACUUCCCUGACCCUGAAAAGUUCGACCCUGAGCGCUUUUCUGAAGAAAACAAGCACAAUAUCAACCCUUUUGUCUAUAUGCCCUUCGGAUUGGGGCCUAGGAACUGUAUUGGAUCAAGAUUUGCCCUCUGCGAAGUAAAGGUGAUGGCGUAUCAACUACUGCUCCAUAUGGAGGUGACACCCUGCGAGAAGAGUAUAAUCCCGAUCACUCUGAAUAUGAAAGAUGGCUUCCGGAUGGCUGUGACUGGAGGCAACUGGCUCAGGUUUAGGCCACGCAAGAAUUGUACAGCCAGCUAUAGAAGCUUACCUAAAAAUGACAUUUUGACAAAAAACUCAUUAUUUAUUUCGCAUUUUCUUCCAGCUAUGUUUUUCAUCUACCUCCUUAUCGGCACUGUGUGCACCCUCGGUGCCUGGCUCUACCGUAACUACACCACGCUUUCCCGUCAUGGCAUUAAGCAUGGCCCCUUUGUCCCGCUGCUGGGAGACAUGACCGGCAUGAUUUUCUUGAAGGAGCACAUUUCUGACGUCGUCAUGCGGGCGUAUGAGAGCAAACCAGAAGAGAGAUUGGUGGGUCGCUACGAGUUCCUUACUCCCUACGUCAUAGUGAAGGACCUUAAGCUUUUGAAGAAGAUCACAGUCACGGAUUUUAACCACUUCGUCGACCGAAAAACAGUCAACCCCAAGGCAGAUACUUUCUUUGGCAGAAUGAUUUUUUUCUUGAAAGGUGACGAAUGGAAGGACAUGCGCUCCGCCUUCAGCCCAGCUUUCACCAACGCCAAGAUGCGACUGAUGGUACCAUUCAUGGUACAAGUCGUGGACCAGAUGAUGAGGGCUCUAAAGACUAAGAUCGAACAGUCUCCAGUUGACUACAUCGACCACCCAGCUAAUGACUUGACAGCGCGCUACGCCAACGAUGUGAUAGCCACCUGCGUCUUCGGUCUCGACGUCAACUCACACCACAAAGAGAACGACUUCUUCAAAAUGGGCAAGGAACUUACCACCAUAAAUUUUGGAUUUAAGAUUAGGUUCCUGGGAUUCACGUUUGUACCUUGGAUUAUGUCUGCUUUACAGCUGACAGUUUUCGCAAAGAAGGCCACAGAUUUCUUCACGAACGUGAUGCUAGGAGCUAUAAAACAACGCGAAAAGCAUAACAUUUACCGGCCUGAUAUGAUCCACCUAUUCCUGAAAGCCAAGAAAGGAAGAUUGGCGCAUGACACUAGGACCUCAAAAGACGAUCCUGCCGGAUUUGCUACAGUAGAUGAGUCUGAUGUUGGAAAAGUUAAAAAUAAAGCAGUCUGGACCGACAUUGACCUAGUGGCCCAAGCAGUGUUCUUCCUCUUCGCCGGUCACAACGUGGCCUCGACUUUGUCGUUCCUCCUCUACGAGCUGGCCGUCAACCCUCACUGCCAGGAGAGGCUGCUGCAGGAGAUCCAAGAGAAUGAGGAAAAGAACAAAGGAAAGAUGGACUAUAAUUCAGUGCUGCACAUGGCGUAUUUGGAUAUGGUCAUGUCAGAGGUUCUUCGCAAGUGGCCUAGUACUAUAAUUCAGUCCCGUGUUUGUGUCAAAGACUACAACCUGGGGAAACCCAACGACAAAGCUACCAAAGAUGUUAUCCUGCGCAAAGGAGAUGCAGUACAAAUACCGAUAUGGGCGUACCAUCGCGACCCCAAAAACUUCCCAGACCCUGAAAAGUUUGACCCUGAGCGCUUCUCCGAAAAAAACAAGCAUAACAUUGAUCCUUUGGCCUACAUGCCCUUCGGGUUUGGGCCCAGGAGCUGCAUUGCAUCAAGAUUUGCCCUAUGCGAGUUAAAGUUGUUUGCGUAUCAACUGAUACUCCACAUGGAAGUCAUGCCGUGCGAGAAGACCAUGAUCCCGAUCACUCUGUCUGAAGAAGAUGGCUUCCGGAUUUCUGUGAAAGGAGGCAACUGGCUUAGAUUUAGACCACGGAAGAAUGGGGUUGGCAACUGUCAAAAGUUAUUAUAGAUAGCGCAUAGGUUUUCCAUGUUCCUGUCCAUGUCCCUUUCUUCCAUAGGAUUUGGCUUUAGCAUUCGGA